This is a messenger RNA of Drepanopeziza brunnea f. sp. 'multigermtubi' MB_m1, 3105 nucleotides long. RefSeq lists its product as uncharacterized. Gene Ontology annotation, molecular function: zinc ion binding; calcium ion binding. The record is from RefSeq and is a predicted model, not a curated record. Lineage: Eukaryota; Fungi; Ascomycota; Leotiomycetes; Helotiales; Drepanopezizaceae.
AUGUCAGCCUCAUCCUCCGCGGCCUCGAGCACUCUCACGCGAUCCCGAAUUGCAGUGUUUGGAAUAGUGGCCGUCGCGGCUACUACGGUGGCACUCUUCUACUAUAGAAGUUCAGUCCAUGAUUCUUCUCAAAGCUCUACGCUUCACCGAAGUAAUGCAGUCCACCGACGACGGAGGCGAGCCACCACGAAUGAGAACACUCCUGGGCUGGACGGCCGUAGCAGCUUGUUAGAUGACGCAGCUCAGAACAACGCCGAAGGCCAGCCGGUAGCGAGGGCCCUGGCGGACGGAGAAACGGUGGUGGAUGACACGUUGUUCGAGGACGAGUACAGCUGGUCAAAUCUUCCGCCUACAUAUCAGCGCAACGGGCAGAACAUAGUCCAGCUUCUAUUUCGGGUUUCGGAGGACGCUACGAGACGGAAUGCAUAUGUUCAUCGGGGAUGCGGCUGCAACAGCUGUAAUAUGCUGCCCAUUAGAGGCAUUCGCUACCGCUGUGCGAAUUGCGCCGACUACGACCUCUGCGAAGGCUGCGAAGCCCAAGGACUACACAACAAGACACACAUCUUCUACAAGAUUAGAGUUCCGGCAUUUUCAUUCGGUCCGAAGCACAUACAACCGGUAUAUUACUCUGGUGACCCUGAAUCUGUGAUGAGACAGCUACCGAGGGAGAUUACCAUCAGGCUGUCUCGAGAAACGGGAUUUGAAAAACCGGAACUAGACGCAUAUUGGGAGCAAUGGACAUUCAUGGCAAAUACGGAUUGGAGAGAGGACCCGUACGAGAUCGGUCUCGCGAUGGAUCGGAGGACUUUCGAGCAGUGCCUGGUUCCUACAGGCGGGUACAGACAGUCGGCUCCCAGCCUGAUCUUCGACCGAAUGUUCGCCUUUUACGACACGAAUAAGGAUGAUCUCAUCAGUUUUCCUGAAUUCCUCCAUGGGAUUGCUUAUCGAAAGAAGAAAGACAAAUGGAAGAGAAUCUUCGAUAGCUAUGACAUUGACGGUGAUGGCUACGUUGAUAGGAAGGACUUCUUGCGAAUAUUCCGAUCUUACUAUGUGCUGCACCGAAAGAUACACGGCGUCAUGAUUGAGACAGCAGAAGAGGCACAGAUGCACAGUACGGAAGCCCGUCGCUUGAUCAGUAGCCGGCAACCUCUCAGCAGUGCUUUUGGCCUGGAUGGUCGUUUCCCUCGAGCCCCUGAUCCACGAACCGGAGAAGGCAAGACGGUGCGCUCGGGCGGAGAUCAGGAAAUAACAGAUGGCAAGGGUAUAAUGACCGAGAGCAGCAACGAUACGGGUAAUCGAGAAGAAUUAUUCAAGAGGGAUGUGCCACCAUCGCGGAGGAACCGAAGGGCUCGACCAAGAACGACAUCCAGCGCCGUGUAUUGGGAAGCGCUGGUGGACCCGCCACAAACUGUAGAGCAAUUGCCCGAUGUUCUCGCAAAUCUCCAGCGGGAACAAUUCAGGCAUCGUCUAGGAGAGAUUCGCCAGGAAGAGCCUAACGUCGACAUAGGUACGCCGGCGCCAUUUAUGUCACAACUCAUGGAGCAACCUGACACACCAGAGGCGAAUGUUGUAGAAAUGGAUACUGACGAUUCCGAGGACGAGUGGUUGAAACCGGAAUCUGAUUAUGCGUGGCCUCCGGCAACUAUUACGCUUACGGCCGAAGAUCUGGAGGCUAUUGACGGACCAGGAACUACAGUGGAUUCUCUGCGGAGAGAGAGCAGACGGGCAGUUAUUCAGCAUGCACUCUUUCGCAAACAGGCUCAAGUGGAGGUGCGUGAGAGGUGGCAGAGGAGGCAUUUCUAUACGGACGAAGAGGAAGGCGCAGAACCUCCAGCUGACUGGAAUGAGGACGACGAUAUCCUAGCUCAGGAUGACAUGGUGGGAGAGAGCUCCAAAGGCCCUUCAAGACGGCCGAAAAUCCGUUCUAGAUCUUCUUCCAAGGUACGCUUUGCUGAAGAUAUGGAUGAUUUUGACACUCGCUCAAAUCCGUCCACAUCUUCACGAAGUGUCCCUGAAAGAUGGGGGGGUAUUGAGAUUCCAGGCGCCGAAAGAGAUGCUGGGAAGGAGAUCCUGUAUCAAGUCACACAACAAGCCUUCAACGAACUGCUUGAUCCGUUAUUCAAGGACAGGGAAGACUUGGCUAUAGAGGCAGCAAAGUUCAGGUCAGCGAGGGAAAGGUGGCGCCUCCUGUACAGCACGGACGAAUUCAACACGUGGGCUCUUGCAAGAGAAGCUGAAGAUAGCAAAGCCAAGGCAGAAUCUCCACGGUCCACCCAAGCUUUCACAUCAAACCCGAUGUGGCCGCAGUUCCCGGAAGUUGAGAUUGAGGAAAUCCGAGAGCGACCUCUCGAAGACUUAUUAGCAGCUUCGGGAUACCAAGUCGACUCCUCCCUUACGGAGACCCCAGCCGCGGUGUCUGAAGCACAGGUCAGGGCCCAAGCUGUGCGUAUCGUGGGCGAACAGCUCAGGGCCCACGUGAGCGAACUCACAGCUGCUUCCAUUCGGAGGCAACGACGAAUCGCCGCCGGUCUUCCCGGGUCUCCUGACCGGUCGGGGUCCGAUCCAGGGCGGUCGAUUCGAAACUCAGCCCCUUCGAGUGAAGUCGUGUCGAUUGUUGCAGAAUAUGGUGAUGGACAGGGUCUAUCGACCGCUCCGUCUACCACUCAAUCCCCGCCACCUCAGACGACCUCACCUCGCUCAGACGCUGGCACCUAUCGCGACCCGACCCUGCCCCAGUUCCGGCCCGACGCCGACGUUCCCGUCAGCUCUAUGCAAGACCUAGAGGCAGACCCAACCUCCAAUCUCACCCCUCUAGGUGCCGCAGACGUCUCCACCCGCGACGGCGACUUCGAUGCUGGGGGGGCUCUCCAAGACUCGGCCCCAGAAGCCAGACGGGAAGGCCCCAAGGCGCGGAGGAAACCGAAGAGAGAGGCGCUGUUCGAGCUGUGGAAGCUGGAGAAGGCCAGCACGGAGGCAGAGGAGAGGGGCGGAUGGGGCAAGUUGAACUUUGAAGAGUUUGAGAGGAAGGUCAAGGGGAUGGUUGCGGAAGGGAAGGGGAGCCAGAUGGAUUACCUGGGAAGCUGGAUUGAGUUUUGUAUUCCAUGA